GCGUGCGCGUUCUAGAGGCUGCCCUCGGCGCGUGCGUGAUAAAGGAUCAGUGCGCGGGCCCGGCGGCAGUGCUCGAGUGGAGUUCUGAGGCGCGUGUUUGUGUGUUUUUGUGUAGUUUUGUGUAGUUUGUGUUGCGGCGCUUGUUGGCCAUCAGCACAGAAGCGGGUUAAAUGUAGAAGCAGCGCACGAUGGCGGAUCUCUCUCUGCUGCAGGAUUCACAGGAGGACACGGACGGAUUUGGUGUGGAUGGAUACAGCUCAGAGUCUGAUGCCAUUAUUAUACCUUCAGUGCUGGAUUUCGUGACUCAGGAUGAGAUGUUGACUCCUCUGGGCCGACUCGACAAGUACAUCAGCAGCGAGAACGUCUUCAACAGGCAGAUGGUGGCCCGCAGUCUUCUCGACACGCUCCGAGCCGUCAGCGAGGACGAGCGCGAGUGUGUGUCUGUGCUGGAGAGGAUCGACAGACUCGCAGACGACUCCGAGCCGACGGUUCGAGCGGAGCUCAUGGAGCAAAUCCCACAUAUCGCCAUCUUCUGUCAGGAGAACAGACCUUCCAUUCCAUUUGCUUUCUCUAAGUACCUCUUACCCAUCGUCGUCAGAUACCUGGCUGACCAGAAUAACCUGGUGCGUAAGACGAGUCAGGCGGCGCUGCUGGUUCUGCUGGAGCAGGAGCUCAUCGAGCGAGGAGACGUGGAGAACCUGGUGUGUCCCGUGUUGGUGGACCUCACUGCUCCUGACAGCAACGACGAUGUGAAAACCGAAGCCAUGGCGAUUAUUUGUAAAAUGGCGCCGAUGGUGGGGAAGGACAUCACCGAGCGACUCUUUCUGCCGCGCUUCUGCGAGAUGUGCUGCGACUGCAGGAUGUUUCACGUGCGCAAGGUUUGUGCGGCGAACUUCGGUGACAUCUGCAGUGUUGUUGGAGGAGAGGCAACAGAGGAGCUGCUGCUGCCGCGUUUCUUCCAGCUCUGCUCAGAUAAUGUGUGGGGCGUGCGGAAGGCCUGCGCCGAGUGCUUCAUGACGGUGUCCUCGGCCACGUCUCCAGAAGUGCGGCGGACGAAACUUUCAUCUCUGUUCAUCAGUCUGAUCAGCGAUCCCUCCCGCUGGGUGCGUCAGGCUGCGUUUCAGUCGUUGGGUCAGUUCAUCUCGACGUUUGCGAGCCCCAGCAGUAACGUGGGUCAGUACUUCAGAGACGAGGGCAACUGGAGCGGAGCGCAAACACACAGCACAAACGCAGAUGCCGCCGGCAGCUCGUCCGCAGCAGAGACGUCUGCUGUUUCCCACAAUCCCUCUGGCUGUGAGGAGCAGGAUGUGGCGGAGGAGGGCGGAGGUGAGCAGACGGCGGAGGUCCUGACGGCAGACGAUUCUAAGUGCCUUCCUGAAGAGACAGAGGCUUCGUCUGGAGCCGACGAGGAUUCACCGGCAUCAGCACAGGAUGAUCCCUCGCCUUCGCCCGCUCCACAAGACGAGCAGGAGCUCUUUAACUCUUUCCACUACUGGAGGACGCCCAUCCCAGAGAUCGACCUGGACCUGGAGCUGCUGGAGGAGGAGAAGCGUCCGUCCGCUCCGGCGCUGGGCAGGAAACAGCUGGAGGAACUCAUCGAAAACCUGGAGCCGCACAUAGACGACCCGGAUGUCAAAGCACAAGUGGACGUCCUGACGGCCGCUCUGAGAGCCACGGCGCUGGACUCUGGACUGGAAGACGCUUUCCUGGAGCCCCGAGCGGCACAAUCCAAUCCCUUCAGCUCACAGCAUUCCUCUGAGCGCCGUUCAGAUGACACACAGAGGCGUGAUGACGACGAUGAUUCUGACGUGAGCGACAGCAGCGUAAAUCCUGAAGAUGAGAGGAAAUCUAAACAGCAGGACGUGGUUCCUCAGGCGUUACUGGACCAGUAUCUGUCCAUGACGGACCCAUCGCGCGCUCAGACAGUGGACAUGGAGAUCGCCAAGCACUGCGCCUACAGUCUGCCCGGCGUGGCGCUGACGUUAGGACGGCAGAACUGGCACUGCCUGCGCGACACGUAUGAGACGCUGGCCUCCGACAUGCAGUGGAAGGUGCGGCGGACGCUGGCGUUCUCCAUCCAUGAACUGGCUCUGAUCCUGGGCGAUCAGCUGACGGCCGCUCAUCUGGUGCCCAUCUUCAACAGCUUCCUGAAAGACCUGGACGAGGUCCGCAUCGGCGUCCUCAAACACCUCUACGACUUCCUCAAGCUGCUGCAUCAGGACACGAGGAGGAAGUAUCUGUAUCAGCUGCAGGAGUUCCUGGUGACGGACAACAGCCGCAACUGGAGGUUUCGCUCCGAGCUGGCCGAGCAGCUGGUGUUGUUGCUGGAGCUGUACAGCGCGCAGGACGUCCAUGAUUAUCUGAGACCGCUGGCCUUCUGUCUCUGUACUGACCGCGUGUCGUCCGUUCGCUGGACGUCCUACAGACUGGUGAGUGAGAUCAUCAGGAAGUUGUCGUCGUGUUCGUCUCUGCUGGUGAGUUUUCUGGGCGAGCUGGUGGAGAAGUUCUGCCACUCUCAGAAGUGGUCGGGCCGGCAGGCGUUUGCCUUCGUCUGUCAGUUGUCCAUCGAGGAGGAGUGUCUGACUCUGGAUCAGUUCUCGGAGCAUCUGCUCCCUCCGCUGCUGCAGCUGGCGACGGAUCCCGUUCCCAACGUGCGAGUCCUGCUGGCCAAAACCCUGCGGCAGACGCUGCUGGAGCGAGAGUAUUUCCUGAACUCGGCCGGCUGCCAGCAGGAGGCGCUGGAGCACACUCUGGUCGCCCUGCAGACGGACGUGGACAAAGACGUCAAAUACUUUGCCAGCGUCCAUCCCGGAAGCACCCGUCUGAACGAGGACGCCAUGAGCACCACGUCCUCCACAUACUGAACACAGACUUCUAACAGCUUUCCCAGAAUGCACCUCACUACAGCCCCUGGGUUAUUUGUGGGGUUUUUGUGCAUUCUCUCUUAUUUUGCCACAGAAGCCUUAAACGCGUCUUCCUUAAACCAGAGAAUACUUGAACAGCUGGAGAAAUCAAACGACUAAACCGUUGACAUGUGACCGGGCCGGCGGCCGGGUUAACGACUCUAAUAUAUGCUGCAUAUAUAUAUCAGUGACGGGACGCGUCUGUCUGAUCUCAAGGGCUCGAGCGUCGCUCUUUUAAUCUUCAGCGCAGCACAUUGUUGUACUGAUGGACACUGUCACACGUCUGCUCAGACGAACCAUGUGAACUAGUGUUUUUAACGGAAAUCACGAGUGGUCCAUGUGAACAUUCAAUCUGAAACUCACUUGAAGCCUUGAGUGUUUUAAUGCAAAACUCUUCUGUAUAUAUUCCUGUUUUUGAUCAUGAAUAGCUGAUGUUAUUCUCUUAACCUGUCCAGAAUAAAAUUUCAGAUGAAAUCA
Ctenopharyngodon idella (grass carp) is the source of this 3380-nucleotide messenger RNA. RefSeq names its product protein phosphatase 4, regulatory subunit 1 (gene ppp4r1). NCBI's taxonomy places the organism in Eukaryota, Metazoa, Chordata, Actinopteri, Cypriniformes, Xenocyprididae. Gene Ontology annotation, biological process: protein dephosphorylation. Bases 189 to 2864 code for a protein of 891 amino acids. Gene Ontology annotation, molecular function: protein binding; protein phosphatase regulator activity. The record is from RefSeq and is a predicted model, not a curated record. The transcript is spliced from 20 exons.